AUGAUUUCCCUUGCUGUAAUUUGCGCCUACUUUACAUUCUUUGUAUUGGCAAACUUCAUCACAACUUCUGCUUUGGAACAAGCGACUAAACGAGGUUUCGUCAAAAUACUCAAACAAAAAGAACAAAAGAUAGUUUCUGUUUUGCUACACUUGCUCUACAUGACCAUACUGACACCCUUCUCCAUUUGGUUUACAAUUGCUGCAUGGGAUCACAUCAAAGGAGAUGUACUAGUUGAUGGAUAUGAAAUUUAUUUGGAGAUUAUUCAAAUUGGCAUGGGAUUCUACAAGUAUGAUGUUAUCAUUAUGAAACCUCAGAAAGCUCGAUUAGUUCACCACUUUGUCAGUAUAAUGGCCUACAUCAUGAUUCUGUCGGAGAAUAGCAUUAUUUGGUAUGGAGCUGUUUUGAACAUUGAAGCUUACAAGUUACCUUUGAUUAUUAUGCAACUGUUGUACUAUUUUGAAAAGAGUGAAACAAUUUGGUACAAGGUAGCGAGAGGGUUGAGAAUGGUACUAUGGAUUGUCAUCAAGGGAGGAUGUACUUUAUUGUCAAUUAGCAAGUCAAUUAUGCAUGGAUUUCCAAAUGUUUAUUCAGGUUAUCAUGGAAUUAUGAUUAGUUCAUCAGUGUUGAUUACUUUUUACAGUUUGUAUAUUGUUUAUCAGGAUGUGGAAUAUUUUUAUAGAUUGGCAAGACCAUUGAAAAAGAAAGAAGAUGAGAAUUUAUCGUCUGUGGUGAAGGAUUCCAACAUGGAUAAACAUUUAGAAAUGAAAUCUAUUGAAAGGAGUGCAAGUAAUGGUCCAAAUGUGAGUACGACGAAUCUAAUUGAAAAUGUUCAAGUGUAA
Messenger RNA from Naegleria gruberi, 840 nucleotides. RefSeq lists its product as uncharacterized. The record is from RefSeq and is a predicted model, not a curated record. NCBI's taxonomy places the organism in Eukaryota, Heterolobosea, Eutetramitea, Acrasida, Naegleriidae. Bases 1 to 840 code for a protein of 279 amino acids. The transcript has a single exon.